GAUUUGGGUCUUUGGGGUGAAGAAAAAGACAACAAAGCUUUAAGAUAAUUUACCGGUUCAGGAUUUUUUUGAUGCAGAGGCCUCAAGAGCGACCCUAGCACACCACCUAGUUUCCUUUGGAAUGAAGGUGGCCACAUGUCGUGACAAAGGAACAUCGCUUGUCAACUAGAAAUGCUCGAAAAUUUAGCUAAAUAUCCCAGAACAAAUGGCAGAGACAGAAAACUGCAUCAGUCGUUUUUUCCAGCCAGCUACUUCAAACUUGUCAUCAAGGAGCCCCUUGAAAGUUCCUUCGACAACGGAAAAUUUGGAUUCAUCUCAAGAUCUCAGCCAGUGUUCCAUAGACUCUGAUUCGGAUUUAAGUCUAUCCCAGCUGUCAAUAGAAGACCACAAACCAAUUAAAGUUCAACCAUAUUUUAAUAUAACCCCAAGAGAAAUUCCCCAGUCGCCACACAACGUCAUCGAGGAAGACUUCUCGGCCAAUCCUUGGGCGAUGUUAGUGGCAACCAUAUUCCUUAACAAAACUUCUGGAAAGUGUGCUAGGCCCUUGAUGAUAAGUUUCUUUGAACAGUAUCCAACUCCUUAUCACGUGCUAGAAGAUACUCCGUCAUCUUUGGAACGGUUUUUUGAAAAUCUGGGCUUAAGGAAAAGAGGUCACAUGAUUUGGAAAUUUAGUUAUCAAUUUGUUUCGUCAAGAUGGCGUCGGGCCAGUGACUUAUGCGGCAUAGGGAAAUACGGAGAGGAUGCCUAUAGGAUAUUCUGCUUGGGACACACAGAUUUGGACCCUGCGGACAGAUAUCUAAGGUUGUAUUUGGACUGGUUGAGGGGUCAUACUGAGUUUUUGGAGGAACAAGGUGUGGUGGACAGCGAAUACCUGAUCGAAGAUCCGGUUUUGAAAUACUAUAGGAUUACAUUGAGAUAUUGUGAUUAGCUUGGGCCUGAGGAUAAUUUAAUUGUUUGUGAUAAUAAUAAUUAAGAAAGAAGUAAGAAAACUAACCAUGUUAAAAUUUUAUAAA
Messenger RNA from Ostrinia furnacalis (Asian corn borer), 1013 nucleotides. Its product is annotated as methyl-CpG-binding domain protein 4. The record is from RefSeq and is a predicted model, not a curated record. Gene Ontology annotation, biological process: DNA repair. NCBI's taxonomy places the organism in Eukaryota, Metazoa, Arthropoda, Insecta, Lepidoptera, Crambidae. Gene Ontology annotation, cellular component: nucleus. Gene Ontology annotation, molecular function: catalytic activity; DNA binding. The transcript has 3 exons. The coding region runs from base 206 to 928 and encodes 240 amino acids.